Macadamia integrifolia is the source of this 1657-nucleotide messenger RNA. Its product is annotated as thaumatin-like protein. The coding region runs from base 681 to 1433 and encodes 250 amino acids. The record is from RefSeq and is a predicted model, not a curated record. Gene Ontology annotation, cellular component: extracellular region. Gene Ontology annotation, biological process: defense response. Lineage: Eukaryota; Viridiplantae; Streptophyta; Magnoliopsida; Proteales; Proteaceae. The transcript has 2 exons.
AUCAAAGCAUUCUAUUGAGCACACUUAGAACUCCCAUUGCAAAUCUUAGCUAGGAUUCUUCCCUUUCAUCUUGUCUGCUACAUAAUGUUUCCUUACGCUUCUCGUCCGUGCUUCGAUGUGGAUCCUCCCCAAUGCGUCCAGCAUGCAUCGGAUGACUACCAGCAUCCGAACACACAGCCCCAGCCAUCAGAUGCACGCCAUAGAGGAUCUGGUUCCUUCUCCUGAUGCCCUUAUUCUGUAGAGGAAUGUAGUGUCAUCUCUUUCUGUUGUUUCUCCAUUAAUCUCAUGGGUAAAGGGGGAGCCGAACCAAAAGAAAGGAUAAAGAGGGGCAGUUUAAGUUCGUCGUCUCUGUAAAGGGUUGUCUGUCACUGAAAAAUCCAAUCAACAAAACAUAAUCUAAUGGAUUAAUUAAGGAGAAAACCUCUAACCAAAGCAAGGGAUAUAUGCCGUUCAGUUCAGAAAAAGUGGAGCCAUGACCCUGUGAAGUACUCUCUUUUUAAACCGUUCCACUUGCAUGCGGUUGUCAAUCACACCCCUUGGUGGCGAAACAAAAGGAAGCCCACUCUCCAGUCUCCCCACUUAACACUCUCUCUCUCUCUCUCUAACCCUCUUCAUCACAUGAACAUUGCAUUUCAGAAGUCUGAAACACACCAUCACCUUCUUUACUGUUCAAAGACAAAAUGAUGCCAGCCGUCUCGCGCUUCCUUCCCUUUCUUUUCUGCCUUUUCAUCUGCCUCCCAUUCACAAAUGCAAUCCAACUCAUCUUCGUGAAUAACUGCAAUGAGAGCGUGUGGCCUGGGGUCCUCGGUACCGCAGGCCAAUCAUCACCCGGGGACGGCGGAUUUCUUCUGAACAGGGCUGAGGAGGUUGUAAUUAAUGCACCAGAGAAGUGGUCCGGUAGGAUUUGGGGCAGGCAAGGUUGUUACUUUGAUGCAAAUGGCAAAGGUUCUUGUGAGACUGGAGAUUGUGCUGGCUUGUUACAUUGUAGAGGCACAGGAGGGGUGCCACCCGCUACAGUGGUUGAGAUGACUCUUGGCACUUCCGCAUCUCCUCUGCAUUUCUAUGAUGUGAGUUUAGUGGAUGGUUUCAACCUCCCAGUUUCCAUGGUACCUGUUGGUGGAAAUGGUGGUGCUGGUAUUGGGUGCGGCAUCGCAGCCUGUGAGUUGGACUUGAACGUUUGCUGCCCUUCUGCGUUGGAGGUGAAGAGAGGAGGAAAGGUGGUGGGUUGCAAGAGUGCUUGCUUGGCCAUGAAAUCUGCUAAAUAUUGCUGCACAGGGGACUAUGCCAAUCCUAAGAGUUGCCAGCCCUCGCUUUUUGCUCAUCUCUUCAAGGCCAUCUGCCCAAGGGCCUAUAGCUAUGCCUUCGAUGACUCUUCAAGCCUUCACAAAUGCAAGGCAGCACGUUACGUUAUCACUUUCUGCCCUCCCACUUGAGGGAGUAAUUGAUAAAAUUGCAGUCUUCACUCUACACACACAGUUGGAUGUAUUAGUAUUACAGAUAUAAGCUUCGUUAGUAAGUGUUGUUGUCUGGUACUUUACUUUCUCUUCCAACUAUAUAGAAUGUGAAACUUACCUUGCUGUCACGGAUGGUUGGGUUGACAUUGUAAGGUUCUGCCUUCCACCCAGUUAAUUCAGAGAAAUCUGAUGCUUCGAGAUCA